AUGCAGAAGAUGGGAAACCUCUUCCUGGAUCAUUACAUUUUCCUCGUUGCCAUCAUCUUCCUCAGAUGGUUCAAGAAAGAUCAACUGAAUGAGCUAGUGGUGGGAGACACCAACGGGAAACUUUAUGUUUACAAGAAUGAUGACAGCAAACCCUGGGCUGUGCGAUCUUGCCAAGGAAUGCUCACAUGUGUUGGCGUGGGAGAUGUGUGCAAUAAAGGAAAGAAUCUCGUGGUGGCAGUGAGUGCAGAAGGCUGGUUUCAUCUUUUUGACCUGACUUCUCCAACUUCAAAACACUCAGAUGCUUCAGGCCACCAUGAGUUGGCAGCAGCAGAAGAGCAGAAGCCAGUGUUCAAGCAGCACAUUCCUGCCAACACCAAGGUCAUGCUGAUCAGUGACAUUGAUGGAGAUGGGAAGUGUGAGUUGGUGGUGGGUUACACUGACAGGGUGGUACGUGCCUUCCGCUGGGAGGACUUGUCGGAGAAUUCAGACCAUGUCUCUGGGCAGCUACUCCUGUUGAAGAAAUGGCUGCUAGAAGGUCAGGUGGACAGCCUCUCUGUGAACCCAGGCCCUGAUGGCUCACCGGAGAUGAUGGUGUCUCAGCCAGGCUGCGGUUAUGCGAUUCUGCUGUGCACCUGGGACUCCGAGCAGCAGGCCACGACAGAGGGAAGAGACAACUCUGCCCCGAGCAGUGAGGCCCCUAUUCGAGAUGUUAUUCUACACCAAACAUCUGGACGGAUUCACAACAAGAAUGUUUCCACUCAUCUAAUUGGUAGCAUUGGUCGAGGCUGCUCCAGUGAGAAUAGUGGCUCAGGUCUCUUUGCCCUCUGUACUCUGGAUGGGACAUUGAAACUCAUGGAGGGAGCAGACAAGCUGCUCUGGUCUGUGCAGGUUGAUCACCAGCUGUUUGCUCUGGAAAAGCUGGAUGUUACUGGCAAUGGACAUGAGGAGGUGAUUGCCUGUGCAUGGGAUGGUCAGACGUACAUCAUCGACCAGAAUCGGACUGUUGCCAGAUUUCAAGCAGAUGAGAAUGUCAGUGCGUUCUGUGCAGGCCUCUAUGCAUGCAAAGGAGGAAGCAACAGCCCCUGCCUGGUUUAUGUCAGCUUCAAUCAGAAGAUCUACAUCUACUGGGAUGUGCAGCUGGAGAGAAUGGAGUCCACCAACCUGUUGAAAAUCCUGGAUUGUGACCCAGAGUUUGGAAGUCUCCUGCAGCAGCUGGGUGUGGAAAGAGGCGACGUUUCUGCUGUCAAAGAUCUGAUUCACAAAACACUGUAUUUUCCUGAGAAACAGCAGCAGAGCAGCCCCUCGCAGUGUCAAGACCCUGCUGGAACAGACUCCUCUGCCCACUACGCUGCCAUCCAGGAUCCCUUAUAACAAGUCACGUGGAGACUGACAUCUUUAAUAUCAGCACAAACUCUUCUCUGACUGGAAUCGGGCAUCUAAUGAAGAUGAGACUGUUCUUUUCCCAUCUCUGUCAAAGCUUCCAGACAGCAAAGGGCGUACAGGCUGGGUUCUGUGGAGGGAUGUGCUUGGCUGUAGGCUUGAGUGAAGGUGGUGGGAUGAUUUGCUUUUAGCUGAGGAAGCUACCAGAACAGCAAGAGCCCAGGAUCCUGCUCAUUGGCCUUCCAUUGCCAGUUUCCAUGUUCUCCGCUAGCUAAAGCGCUUUAUGGGUGGCUGUGAAGGAGCACUGAGGUCAUAGAUGGAGAGAAUAGCUGAGCUCAGUCUCUGUUUUGGCCUUUUCUUACAACUGCUCGAGUGAUUACUUCUGAGUUCUUAGCAGGACCACAGUGCAGGAACUGCAGAUGGAGGAACUGAAUUAGGGAGCAGGCAACGUCCUUUCCCAUUUAGGUGUGUUUUUAAAGUAGACCCAGGCAUUGUUUGCCUUUGCUCUGCUGCUGCUCUUCUACCAAGCAGUUUCUCACAAACCACCUCCUGUUCUGAGGAGCUGGAGACAUGCAUGAGAAGAACCACAACUUGCACUAAUAAGGUGUCGAGAGGUAACAGCUCCAGCGAACCCCAGCUGUACUCAAGAGGCAUUGCUUGUCCCUGACUUCUUGGGCACGGUCAUCCCGGAGAUGGCUGUGACUUAGCAAAGCAGCUGUGAACUGGGCAGUAGGAGGAAUCUGUCUGAACCAUGGAUCUGUGGUGCUGUGAGCGCUUGGCCAUUCCAUAAUAAGCAGUGGAAAUGCCACACUUCCCUCUUGUUGUGGAGAAUACCAUGCUAUUUUGAGUCCUGCACAGCUGAAAGAUGUGGACCGGAGGUGAUGUUCCACUUGCUGGUAUGCAGAGUCUGGAAGAGGCCAUUGCUCACGCAGGCUGCUCACAUGCAAAGGCCCAGGCAGGAACCUUUCCAUGUGCUGCUGGUGUUCUGCUUUUCCCCAUCUCAGCUUGCCCCUUGCCUAACUCAGCUUAUUAGGAUAGGAGCAGCAGGCUCACCUGCUGUUUUGCAUCUUUUAUCUUCUCUCACUUGUGUGAUGUUUUAUUGGACAUGCAUAAUGGAUGGAGCUGUCCCUUCACCCUUAUGGCAGCCUGAGUCAGAGCAAAUAUAAUCCAGUGAUCUCUCUUUAGCAAAUGGUAACAUUUAAAGAUCCUGCAGGCUGUUGAAAACCUGCUGUUCUAUACUCUGCAAAACAUCCAAGGGCAGUCCUAACUGGGAGAAAAAACUUCGUAUAGAGGAAAGGAGUGUCUUGCCCUUGGGUCAAAAGGACUGUUGUUGAAGUAGCCCUAUGUGGUAGAAGGGCAGGAUCUUUACAUAAUAAGCCCUAGCUUUUCUUUGGAAUUUCCAUCGGUAGAUUUAUGUAAUCUCUAUAGAGGACAACUUCUGUCCUCUGUGUUUGAUAGCUGUGAAAGUUGAAGCAUGGAGCAGUGAAAUGGCAUGACCUGCUCUGCGCCAGCUAGCUUGCUUCUCGGACCACUCUGUCUUCUGACUCUGUAACUAUAGUGGAAGCUUCUUUCCAUUUUAAUGACCUCACUGAGGAGCAUUUUUAAAUGUUCCCCUGUCAUACUAAGUGCUUAUGUACUACUGGAUCCUUCAGGCAGGAGCUCUAAAGUCAUAAUAGUGCUUUAGUAACAGUGGUGUUCAGAGCAGCAGGGCUUGAGUUUGUCAGCUAUGGAGAGCUGAUAGUGUAGGGACCACCUACUGAUGGGCUAAAGCAAGGAGUUGUCUUGAAGUUUGUCAGCUCUGGACUGUAACCUCAAGAAAUUGUCAGCUCUCGUGAUGCUGAGAUGUACAGCCACCCAUCCCAGUGGGCAAUCACCACUGCUUCUGGCAAAUUAGUCAGUGUGACCCCUUGGGCUCUCAUCAGUCUCAUAGUCCUUUCCUAAUGAGGAUGAGUCUUGUUGGGGCUAUUAACUAGAUCACAGUAUUUUGCUUCUUGCUACUUCCAGGUUUCUGUUUCCCAAAACCUAAAGCUGCUCUUUCCGAUCACCAGAACAAGUAAGGAUUCUCCCUUCCCUCCCUUCAGGUGAAGUAGUAGCAGUUGCUACUCUUAUCUCCUCCCCUUGGGGCCCAGCUGAGGUGGGGAGAAGCAGAUGUCCCUACAGAUGGGGUGAAUAGUUUGGUUUCACUGUAUUCUGAGAUAAUUCCCACCUAGCCCUGUUGCUACCUGAUUUUAAUCUUGCACUUCAAAAUUAGUGGAACUGACGUGAAGAGGGACCACAGCGAAACGGAACUCUGCAGGGCAGUUUCCAGAAGCAUACAACAGAAAUGACAUUGUAGCAAUGUCCCUGCACAGGCCUGUGUCGUGGCAUAUGCUGUUCUUCCAUCCUGAACACAGACUACUGUUCUUCCUCUACUUAAGGUUGUGUAUUUUCUUGUCCUGCUCCCCCCCGCACCCCCAGUAAUUCUGUGGCUUCUGUCUCCCCCACUGUCAAUAGAAACGGGAUGGUUACAAGCAACAGAAAAUAAUAAUGCCUGAGUUUUCAGUCAUGGCUUGCACAACCUGGCAUGUGUACUGCUUCACAGAUGAUGGGCUCUUCUGCUCUGUCUGUGCUUUCACAAAAACAGAUGGGGUCCUACCACAACUUGUGCCUGCCAUGGCCCUACUCAAUGUUGUUUGGCUUUUGUGGGGCAGGUGUUCUCCACAGAAGUACUCUCUCUCUUGAUCCACUGCUGGAACCCCAGAGGUUCCUGCAGCAAUUGCCUGGAGUAUUUUAUUUGCCUGAGAGUUGGGCCGGGCUGAGCUAAUCUGGUAGCUGGGUCUCACAGGCUAUUGCAGUGCUACUAGAUUGUAAUUCCUUUUUGAGGCCUACCAGGAUUGUCUACGCUCAUAACAGAGAACAACUCAAUGCUGUCUGUCCAUGCCAAAUAUAAACCUUUAUUAGCAACACAAGCGCAAGGGGGAUACAAAUGGUUGUAUGACUGAAACUGUUUUAUGCAAAACAAACUUUGCCGUACAGGUCAAAUGAUUUCUAAGGAAGGUCAAAUUGAUCCACUAUUGGAUUGUUAAUUGUUGAGAAGAAACAGGAAAGGGUUAAUGGGGGUUCUUUUCCUAAGAACCAUCUUUAAAAGAAAAUGGGGCAGAAACAAUGCAAAUGUUGGACAGGGCAAUCUGUGCAACCUAGCCCUCUUCUGUUGUUGGCCUGAGGAUAACAUUGCUGUGUGCUGUGCAAGCCCAGGCAUGCUGCAUUCUGGAACGCAGAGGUGAGAAGAAACGGACACUACAGAUCAUCUGUUUCCCAAAACUCUUCAGCUCUUAAAACCAUUUGAGAGGAAAAUUACUAAUGUUUGAGGGUUUCCACUGACAGUUUUAUAUUGCUUAGAGCAUAUAGUAACUUGCAGAUGCAUUUUGCUCUUGUGCCCCUUGUGCACAAAGGAGAAUGAAAACUGUCUACAGAAAAAUUAAUUGGAACUUCUGUACUGUUCCUUGGCCAAAAGAUGACUUUCCUUCUUUUCUCAUGCCCUGAACUCCAAAGUGGCAGUUAACCGACUGGCUGCAGUCAAUAGUUCCCGAAGUCAAUGCUUCAGGCUACUGCCACUGGCAACAAUUUUCUGUGGAGUAUACAUUAUUCAGAGAAGGAGCCACGUAGGCUCUUUCUCUGGACUGAUAGAGUUAUGUUAUACUUUCAUUGUAAUGCAUUGCUUGUUUGUCCUUGCCAGCCAACACAAGCCACAGAGUUGGAAUUAGUUGUUCCUCCUCACGCAGCAGAACAUGUUGUUUGCUGCAUCCUACUCUGUGGCAUAUUGGCAUACCCACUGGUGCCAGGAAGCUUUUUGACAGGGCAGGAUUUGCAAGACACGUUUGUAUGUCCUAGUGCCAGCACACAGCAAAUGAGGAGUCCAACAGCAUUCUCAGACACUGGGGGCAUUCGCAGAUAAAUGAUUCAUGGCUUUGGUUGUGACACUCAAUUUACUAGCAAGAAAA
This is a messenger RNA of Aptenodytes forsteri (emperor penguin), 5360 nucleotides long. RefSeq names its product integrin alpha FG-GAP repeat containing 2 (gene ITFG2). NCBI's taxonomy places the organism in Eukaryota, Metazoa, Chordata, Aves, Sphenisciformes, Spheniscidae. Gene Ontology annotation, cellular component: KICSTOR complex. The coding region runs from base 1 to 1371 and encodes 456 amino acids. Gene Ontology annotation, molecular function: protein binding. The transcript is spliced from 13 exons. The record is from RefSeq and is a predicted model, not a curated record. Gene Ontology annotation, biological process: regulation of TOR signaling.